AUGACGGCGACAAUGGCCGACGAGCCCACAGCCUUUGCAGAAGGGGAGGAGCCGGAUGUGCAUCGAACGCUGGCCGAUGCGGGCGAAGCAGCCGGCAUUGCUGAAGUGCAAGCCGGUGGAGGUCAAGUGAGUGCUGCUGAAGCGGCCUCGAGAGCGGUGAUCAAAGCAGCCGAAGACCAGGGAGUGCUUCUCCAUGAGCUGCCAGAGGUCGUCGCCCUUGCUGCCUCCCGUGCGGCGAUGCACGCGAUCACGGUGGAGGACCCCACCGUAACGAUAUCCGAGAUCGCCAGAUGUUUGAGCCCUGAGUCUCUCCAGCAGCUGAAGGCAGAGACCCGACGGCGGACAGAGCGCAACAACAAAAUCUCUCCUGGUGAGCUCAAGACGAUCUUUCGGAAGAUCGGUCUCGACCUGAAUGACGAUGCCUGGCCUCAGGUGUUUCAGGAGCUAGAUCGCGAUCAGUCGGGGCGCAUCAGCUAUUCCGAGUUCGUAGAUUCGCUGGAGAGGGCCGAGGAGGAGUGCCGGCAAGCGGGCAUUGCGGCCGCCAUGGCAGCUGGCACGACAAUCGGCCAUGCAGCCCUCGGCGCAGGCCACAGCAUCCGAGAGGCCGCCGACUUCGCCGCCACGGCGGCCUCCAAGGCGUCCUCGGACUUCGGCCUGGUUCCGGCCGAUGCAGCGGCCUUGGGAGGGCGAGCUGCGGGCAAACUGGCCACGGAUACCGCCGACAGAGUGCAGGCGGCCGACGCAGCAGCGGAAGCUGCGGGCACCUUUGCCACGCGUGUGGCGAUCGAUGCGGGUCUGACACUGGAGCAGGUGGCAGAGGAGGCAACGAUCGCAGCGUGCGCGGCUGCAGAGGAGGCCGGCAGCACACCGCAGCACGUGGCCGAGGUCAGCGCCAAAGCUGCGGGGAUCGCGGCAGGUGAAAUGGCUGCAGAUGCUGGAAACACUGCAAUGAAGAGCGCAGAGAUCGCGGCCAAGGCAGCCACGAAAUCUGCGGCAACCUCGGGGCUGCCUCCUUACCAGGCGGUAGAGGCCACCGCCACUGCUUCAGCUAGGUCUGCCAGCCGCGCGGCCAUUAACGCGGGGCAUCCUUAUCUCAUCAUUGCAGAGGUCACCCGACAGCUGAACACUCAGCUCGUCGCAGCAUUGAAGGAUGCUGACAACGGCAAAGAUUCUGUCAGCCUCGCUGAGCUCAAGGAGAUCUUUAGCCGCUCAAACAUCGACAUUCACGAGGACACGCUCCGUCAGGUGUUCGAAGAGAUGGGCGUGAACCCAAGCAGUCUCAUAAGCUUCCGGAGCUUCAUGGACGCCGUGGAGAAGGCUCACGGAAUUUUCAUGGAGGCCGGCCGUGCCGCCGCGACCGUGGCGGGCCGAGUCAUUGGGCAGGCUGCUGCAGAGUCGGGGGAUGAUCCCGAACAGGCCGGAGAGGUAGCAGCAAGCGCGGCUUCCUCGGCUGCCAAGACCUCGGGACUCGCUCCGCCGCAGGUUGCGGAGGUCUCCGUCGCUGCAGCCGGGAAUGCCGCUGCUAGUGCAGCCAUCGCCGCUGGCAGCACCCCCGAGCAAGUGGCCUUCAUGUCGGGUCAGGCCGCCGUGUCUGCUGCGCGGAAGGAAGAUCUUGAAGCGACCGCACAGCCGCAGGUGGUGCUGCCAAUCUUUGCGCGUGCGGCAGGUAGGGCAGCAGCACAGCAACCCGGUGCGGGCCGAGACACCGCGAAAGUCAUGAACCGCGCUGCCAGCGCUGCCUCAGAGGCCGGGGAGCGACUCGGCAUCUUCACCACUCAGCAACUCGCAGAGGCCGCCGAAGCCGCCUCCAACGAGGCCUCGCGGGUCUUGUCUUCCGGUCCGAGACCGGCGGCAGCAGGCCGAGGAAAGGGCGCCGGUCGAGGCAAUGCGCGAACUCCACCUUCGCGAGGACGCACUCCCGGCUCGACACCGCAGUCGACACAGUCUUUGCCUGCGCCGAGGCCCAAGGCGACACCAAAAGCGGCGCCGGCAGCCAAAAAGGCCUCAGCGCCGAAGCCCGCGCCCAAGCGUUCGGCCAGCGAGAAAUCUGCUGCCAGGCCGAAAAGCAAGGCCGCAGCAGAUCCUCCGUCGGCCCGUUCCGGUGCCAGCCGCGAGAGGCCGGUAGACCCGGCAGUGAGCACUCGGAGUGCAGAGUCCGCUGCUCGAAGUAUUGAGUCAGGUGUCGAACCUAACUCUGCGUCUUCGAAGGCGCGGGGAGCUAAAGCCAAAGCCAUGGCCUCCGGAUCCAAAGACAGGCCGGUGGCCACUGCUGCCGACAAGUCUCCGCCCAAAGCGAAACGGGAGACGAAGUCAGACAAGGUGCCCGGCGCUUCCGGCAGGCUCCCGGAUGCUGGUGCCCCGAGGACUGCAGAGGCUGCGGCCGAGCCUCCCAAAGAGGUGCCUCCUUCUAGUAUCACGGACACCAAGUUGGGACAGCCGUCCUCGGCGCAGGCGCAAGCCGGCGCAACGGCCAGUCUUUCAGCGGCAACUGCGCAGCAGCCGCCGACGAAGCCGCAAGUGAUAAUGGAGCCGAUUGCUGGGGCGGCGCAGCCCCCAAACACGAACUUUGCGACUCUGCCCUGCCCAUGUGGGAAAUCCCUGCAGGUAUGUUCUGACGCGCCCAGCGAGCGCGACGAUCCCGGUACCCACGAGUCAGGGCAACAGCUUCUCGCCUGUGAAUAUUUGAAUAUGUAG
Molecule: messenger RNA, 2694 nt
Organism: Symbiodinium sp. CCMP2592
Lineage: Eukaryota; Dinophyceae; Suessiales; Symbiodiniaceae
Source: the annotation of a GenBank genome assembly